Messenger RNA from Lacerta agilis (Sand lizard), 759 nucleotides. RefSeq names its product glutamate receptor ionotropic, NMDA 2A-like. The transcript has 3 exons. The record is from RefSeq and is a predicted model, not a curated record. NCBI's taxonomy places the organism in Eukaryota, Metazoa, Chordata, Lepidosauria, Squamata, Lacertidae. The coding region runs from base 313 to 759 and encodes 148 amino acids.
CACUCACCACCUACACACACACACACACACACACGGAGACGCGUUUCUGACGGGUGCCAAAGGAAUCCUUUUGAAAUGACUUGGAGGAUUUUCAGCUUGGAAUUAUGUGGAGGGCGAAUGCAACCCCCUUUGCACCGGUAAGCAACCCUGCCUCGCGGGGAGGCGAGGAUGUGGCGCCCCGAUCUCAGCACCAACACUGGCGAUCGCAUCUCUGGAAAGCAGGAUGGCAGCCUCCCUUGACGCCCGGCGCUGAGGAGUCUUGCGAAAUGCCAAACUUUGCGGCAGCGGCUACGAUUUCUCACAUUCCUGAGCAUGGAGUUGGUGAAGAUGGCACGAGUUUGCUGGAAUCUCCUGGUGCUUCAGGCUCUCCUGGCAGAGUUGGCCCUCGUCUGGGGGGCAGAGAAAAGCUACCCCAUCCUGAACAUCGCCGUCAUCCUGGGGAGGACGCAGUACGUCACGGAAAGAGAGGUCCGAGCGCUUUGGACCAGGGAUAUGUCCAGCGACCUCACUGUCGACGUCAACGUGGUGCCCCUCUUGGUCAACCAGACAGACCCCAAAAGCAUCAUCACCAACGUCUGUGACUUGAUGUCGGGAACCAAGAUCCACGGCGUGGUUUUCGGAGACGACACCGACCAGGAGGCGGUUGCCCAGAUUUUGGAUUUUAUUUCGUCACAGACCUUCAUUCCGAUCUUGGGGAUUCAUGGCGGCUCAUCGAUGAUCAUGGCGGACAAGGUAGGCGGAGAGCACAUUGUUGUGUGA